This is a messenger RNA of Cornus florida, 936 nucleotides long. Its product is annotated as E3 ubiquitin ligase BIG BROTHER-related-like. Bases 1 to 936 code for a protein of 311 amino acids. Gene Ontology annotation, molecular function: ubiquitin protein ligase activity. Lineage: Eukaryota; Viridiplantae; Streptophyta; Magnoliopsida; Cornales; Cornaceae. Gene Ontology annotation, biological process: ubiquitin-dependent protein catabolic process. The record is from RefSeq and is a predicted model, not a curated record. The transcript has a single exon.
AUGGCUGUAAUUGAGAACAUCAAUGAUGUUCAAAUUCGGGUGUUCGAAUGGAAUCAAAGAAUGAUUUCCAAGAAUGAUGUUUGGGAUGACUUGGGAGGAUUGUUAAUACUUCGUGUAUCAACUAAUAUGGUUGUCGGACAAGUGAAAACUGAAUUGACAAUAAAGAAGGUACUUAAUUUCCCAUUUCUUCUCCACAGCUUAGUGUCUCAAGACUCCAUGGUUGAUUUCACAGAAGUUUUCUUGAAAGAGAGUAAUGCUCAUAUUCUCUCGGAAGUUGUAUCUAAGUGGCUCUUUGAUAAUUUCCAGUUUCGUUUUCUUCCUUCAAGAAACCAUGGCAUCGUCAUCGUUGUAGAUGUUUCCGUAGAGAGUACCUCAUGUGUUUUCAACUGCACUCAUUCUGCAGAAGAUUUUCGAGAUGACGAAGAAGAAGAAGAAGAAUAUAACAAUGGCUGCGUUGAAUACGGAAACGUUGAAGUGGGUUCAUCAAAUACCUUACCAGUGGAGGAAAAUCAUGAUCAUGAUCAUGAUCAAGAAGAAGAGGAAGCUGAGGACACGGACGACGAUGAUGAUUCGAUCGAUUUAAAUGUCGAAGAAGAAGAUGAAGACUUAAUGGAUGAUGAUGAUGAGGGGAUUUAUUCGGAGGCAAGGGAUGAAGUUUUGGAUAUUCUAAACAAUUUUCUGGAUAGUAAAUCAAUUGUUACUGAAUCCAUAUGUUUAAAAGAAAUUGAGGUUGCAGUGAAGGUGGAUAGAUUGAUUGAUGAUGGAUCAAGAGCUGAUAAGUGUCCCAUAUGUCUGGAAGGGUUGUCGGUGGGGAUAGAUGUUGCAACGACACCAUGUUCGCAUGUAUUCCAUUGUGAUUGCAUCUUCAAAUGGUUACCUAGAAACAACUGCUGCCCAAUGUGUCGAACACUCUGUGCUACUGUAGUUCAUUUAUAG